GUCACGGACACUGCUUCCGAGUCUUCGUUGAAGUAAUGUGAUUCGUAUCUGGUUUUGACGUUUGUCAGGAUCUUCUAAUAUGCGACUACCUCAAAUUGUACCCAUCAACACGAGUUUGCCUCGAGUUGGCUUGUCGGAUGCGGCUCGGCAAUCCGCACUGGCAGGCGAAUGUCGAUUGUUGAGUUUCCGAUCGGUGAGGCGUCUGAAGUGUGUGCAAGGAACGUGGUCAAGGUUCGUAGGGCUUUAAAACGAAAUGCGGCCGAACGCUACAGAGUCCUAGUAUCAUCCUGAAGAUUCCUAGGACCUAAAUCACAAUGGGUAGAAGCAAGAAUAUCGUCCUCUUUGGGCAGCCAGGGGCAGGCAAAAGUUCGCUCAUCAAUCUCAUGGCGGGAAAGAACGUAGCAAAGACAUCCAGUGACAUGAGAUCCUGCACAUUGCAGUGGCAAGAAUAUCCCAUCACAUUCGAUGGCAAGUCUUAUAAUGUGUUCGAUACCGUUGGACUGGAGGAACCACAGUUGGGAAUCCCACAGUACCUCAAUGCUGUCGAGAAUGCAUACACGCUCAUUCGGAAACUGGAGAGCAUCGAUCUACUUCUGCUCUGCAUGCGCGCAGGCAGACUCACUCCUACGCUUCAAACCAAUUACCGGCUCUUUCACGAAUUCCUCUGUGACAAAAAGGUUCCCAUCGUUGUGGUGAUCACGUACCUCGAAAAUGAGGACGGAGAAAUGGAUAACUGGUGGAAGAGAAACAGAGACAUUUUCGAUGAACGGGGGGUCCAUGUCGCUGGUCACGCGUGCAUCACUGCCAUCAGAGGCAAUUAUCCAGACCGGCAUGAACAAUCGCGCACCACGAUCCGUAAACUUGUCGAGGAGGUCACUGCUGGCGGGCAGGGGGCAUGGAAAGGAGGAGACAGCACGUUCGUGUCGUUCAUGCGUAAGCUGAAGGGGCUACUUGUGGGGAAGGAGAAACCGCGUAUGAAGAAGAAUGUGGCGUCUCGCCUCGCCAAGCGUUGCAAUUUAUCUCCAGAUGUCGCAAAAGAGUUAGCUGAUAGGAUUAGGGAUGACACGGUGGAAGGAGCUACUUGAUUUCUCGUGUUCGAUAAAUUAUGCUCAUCCGGUUGUAGACUUUUAUUAAAUUGUUCUUGCCAAAAUAUCGUCAUACCUAUUCCACUUAAAA
Molecule: messenger RNA, 1176 nt
Organism: Suillus subalutaceus
Lineage: Eukaryota; Fungi; Basidiomycota; Agaricomycetes; Boletales; Suillaceae
Product: P-loop containing nucleoside triphosphate hydrolase protein
Exons: 2
Coding region: 315-1085 (256 amino acids)
Molecular function (GO): GTP binding
Source: RefSeq, a predicted model, not a curated record